AUGGCGGCUCUCUUUUCCGGCGCUCCUCCGCAAGGCGGCCCAGGCUACUCGUUCAAGCAGACCCCCACAGCAGCUCCGUCGGGCGAGCGACAGCACGGCUUCUACCCCUACACCGACAAUGGUGGAUCAACACUUGGUAUUUCGGGCGCCGACUUUACUAUCCUCGCAGGCGACACUCGCUCAACUUCCGGCUACAAUAUCAACACCCGGUACGCACCCAAGCUCUUCAAGAUCGGCGGCGAGGGACCAGAGAACAAGGGUGCGCGGAUAGUACUUUCCGUUGUGGGCUUCGCAGCAGACGGCGAUGCGCUGAAGGAGCGCCUCGACACCAUCGUCAAGAUGUACAAGUACCAGCAUGGCAAGCCUAUGUCCGUUUCCGCCUGUGCCCAGCGACUCAGCCACAUCCUCUACAAUAAGCGAUUUUUCCCAUACUACGUGCACGCGAUUCUGGGCGGUCUUGAUGAGGAUGGCAAGGGCGCGCUGUACUCAUACGACCCGGUGGGCAGCUACGAGAGGGAGCAGUGCAGGGCUGCUGGUGCAGCGGCUUCGCUCAUCAUGCCAUUCUUGGAUAACCAGGUCAACUUCAAAAACCAGUACAUGCCGGGAAGUGGAACUGGUCACGACCUUAAGGCGAAGGCCGCUGAGCCGCUGCCGCAGGAUCACGUCGAGGAUUUGGUGAGGGAUGCGUUCACUAGUGCGGUGGAGAGGCAUAUUGAGGUCGGUGAUGGUCUCCAGAUGAUGAUCAUUACGGCAGACGGUGUACACGAGUCGUACACGACGCUGAAGCAGGAUUAG
Messenger RNA from Didymosphaeria variabile, 795 nucleotides. It is a transcript of the gene PRE7, whose product is annotated as Proteasome subunit beta type-6. The transcript is spliced from 2 exons. Gene Ontology annotation, cellular component: proteasome core complex. The record is from RefSeq and is a predicted model, not a curated record. Lineage: Eukaryota; Fungi; Ascomycota; Dothideomycetes; Pleosporales; Didymosphaeriaceae. Bases 1 to 795 code for a protein of 264 amino acids.